Messenger RNA from Pelodiscus sinensis (Chinese soft-shelled turtle), 4916 nucleotides. NCBI's taxonomy places the organism in Eukaryota, Metazoa, Chordata, Testudines, Trionychidae. The record is from RefSeq and is a predicted model, not a curated record.
AUGGAUGAUGGAGAGCACUGGGAAGGGAGGAUUGGUUCAGUCUAUGUUUGUAAACAGCAGGAUGAUGAGUAUGGAGAAGGAGAAGAUGAUGCUGAAGUCCAACAAGAAUGUUUGCAUAAAUUUUCUACUCGCGAUUAUAUAAUGGAGCCCUCUAUAUUUAACACUUUAAAAAGGUAUUUCCAGGCAGGUGGCUCUCCAGAGAAUGUUAUCCAACUGCUGUCAGAGAAUUAUACUGCGGUGGCACAAACUGUAAAUCUACUGGCAGAAUGGCUCAUUCAAACAGGUGUUGAGCCAGUGCAGGUUCAGGAAACCGUAGAAAACCAUUUGAAAAGUUUACUCAUCAAACACUUUGACCCUCGGAAAGCAGAUUCCAUCUUUACAGAGGAAGGAGAGACUCCAGCCUGGCUUGAGCAAAUGAUAGCACAUCCUACAUGGAGAGAUCUUUUUUACAAACUGGCUGAAGCCCAUCCAGACUGCCUAAUGCUUAAUUUUACUGUCAAGCUUAUAUCUGAUGCUGGUUAUCAAGGGGAAAUAACCAGUGUAUCCACAGCAUGUCAGCAAUUAGAAGUCUUUUCUCGAGUGUUACGUACUUCUCUGGCUACAAUUUUAGAUGGAGGGGAAGAAAACCUUGAAAAGAAUCUCCCAGAGUUUGCAAAAAUGGUUUGUCACGGAGAACACACAUAUCUCUUUGCUCAGACUAUGAUGUCCAUAUUAGCCCAAGAAGAGCAAGGUGGGUCUGCUGUGCAUAGGAUUGCUCAGGAGGUUCAGCGAUUUGCUCAUGAGAAAGGCCAUGAUGCUAGUCAGAUCACUUUAGCCCUGGGUACUGCAGCCUCUUAUCCUCGAGCGUGUCAAGCACUUGGAGCCAUGUUAUCCAAAGGAGCUCUGAAUCCAGCAGACAUCACAGUCCUAUUCAAAAUGUUUACAAGCAUGGACCCACCUCCAGUAGAACUGAUUCGAGUACCCGCAUUUCUUGACCUUUUUAUGCAAUCACUAUUUAAGCCAGGGGCUAAGAUCAAUCAGGACCAUAAACACAAGUAUAUCCACAUAUUAGCAUAUGCAGCUAGUGUGGUAGAGACAUGGAAAAAGAACAAGAGAGUAAAUAUAAACAAAGAUGAGCUCAAAUCGACUUCGAAAGCUGUUGAAACUGUUCACAAUCUGUGCUGCAAUGAGAACAAAGGCGCUUCAGAGCUGGUUGCAGAACUGAGCACCCUCUACCAGUGUAUCAGGUUUCCUGUGGUGGCAAUGGGUGUAUUGAAGUGGGUGGACUGGACAGUGUCGGAACCACGAUAUUUUCAGCUUCAGACUGAUCACACUCCAGUGCAUCUGGCGUUACUGGAUGAGAUCAGCACAUGCCAUCAGUUGCUCCACCCCCAGGUUCUGCAACUUCUUGUCAAGCUCUUUGAAACAGAACACUCUCAACUUGAUGUCAUGGAACAGCUAGAAUUGAAGAAAACCCUUCUGGAUAGAAUGGUUCACUUACUCAGUCGAGGAUAUGUCCUACCUGUCGUUGGUUAUAUUCGCAAGUGUCUGGAGAAACUAGACACAGACAUCUCACUCAUUAGAUACUUUGUUACUGAGGUUCUCGAUGUAAUUGCUCCUCCAUAUACCUCAGAUUUUGUGCAGCUUUUCCUUCCAAUCUUGGAGAACGAAAGCAUCGCAGGCACUAUUAAAACGGAAGGUGAACAUGACCCUGUCACAGAAUUCAUAGCUCAUUGCAAAUCAAACUUCAUUAUGGUGAACUAAGGAGCCGAAAAACAAGAAUCCAGAGUACCAUGAAUACUGAGGUUAUGGACUAUCACUUCUUUUACAUGCCUACCACCAGUAGUGUUCUGCAAUUAAAUAACACAAUGGAAGGGUAGAGAUGCUUGCUGAUCCAUACUGUGGAGAUCUUCUAUUGCAUCUUGAGGGAAGGGUCAACCUGUAAGUUGAAUAAUGCUUCAGGAUAUCUGUAUUAAAAAAGUCAGUUUGCCAUCUUAAGCACAGCAUGAGAAACAGUCCUAUUUCAAGGAAUGUUUUUUCAGUUACUUUACAAGCUUGUAGAAUUUUUUUUCUACUGACUGUCUAUAUUAUAUACAAACGCACACACUCGCUCUAUAUAUGUGAUAAAAAUAAGAAGCUGAAGAAUGGAAAUCAGUUAUAAAUAAAAAAAACCCUUCUGCAGACUUUUCUAGUGAUGGUAAUCCUGAAUAUUGCAGGCUUUGAUCUUGUGAUUUGAUGAACACGGUUAGUGCUGUGCUUCAGAGAACCCAUGAUGAUUUUUUUUCAUUAGUUUCCAGAAGUGAGUAUUCUGAAUAUCCUACAAAAUUACUUCCUUAAAAACUAUGUAUAUUAUGGAAUACAAACUGAAUUAAAUAAUCAAGGCUCGUUUUGUACUGAUAAGACACAUCUUAGGUGGAAGAAGCUUAAUUCAGAAUUCUGUUUUUAAUUGUGUUAGCUUCAUUACCCUGUCAGAGUUGGUACUUCAGUUAAAUUAUCUGAAUAUGUAUAUAUAAACACAGUUUGAUGUAGCUUUUUAUAUUACUUUAGCAUUUAGUAAUUUAGUAUAGAGAAAUUGAGUGGGAAUAAAUGUCUGAGAUUCUAAUUUAUUUUUUCAUAAACAGUACUUGGACAGAGACCUCUUUUAUGGUUAGCUUUUUUAAAACAUAACUGUGUCAAAUGGUGGUUUUGUUUUGUUAUUUUGCACACAAUCUUGUGCAGGAAAAAAAAUAGGGGCACAGAGAAGCUAAACUUGUCAUGCCAUUUUAAGGAAUGUUAUCCACAUGCCAUAAUUUCAUCCAGAUAAAUUGCACUUGUAAUUAAUAAUUGGCACAGAAUUGUUCAAGGUGACAUUCAUAAGAAACCAAACCCUCAAAAUAACCAGUUAAGUGGAUUAUAAACUUGUGUUCAUGAGUCUCUGGUAUUGAGAUACUGCAGGCAUGAAUACACAAGAUAACCUGCCUUUUGAUUAAUGGACUCUGCAGAACUGCAACAACCUUCUUAUCUCCCUCGCUGUCCCUAAUACAAGUGGGAUUCUCCAUCAGACUGUAAUUAACUUGAGUAGUUAAGUAAAGGGGACAGUGGUUCAUAAAUGCAAUCAGAAAAAGGGCUGCUGCAGUAUCUUUGGUUAAUUACUACCAUAACACUGGGACAUUGCACAAAGGUGGUGACUUUUUUGUAUAAAUAAUGCUUCAUAGUUGUUUAAAUGGAAGGUGCUAGAGCAUUCUAAAGUGCUUUGCCAACAUUUAAAAUUGGAGUAUAAUAGGUAGAAAGGAUAACUUUAACUCUUCCAUAAGCUCCCCCUUCUCUGUUUCUCCAACAGAAGUUGUUUGUCUUUAUUGUAAAAGCCUUUCCUGGCUAAUACCUACCCUACUACCAUCUCUCAUUUGCUAUUCAGACAUUAACUCCUGCCUUGGAUUGGUCUCCAUUGUCCCCUUGUUAUCUUGCCAAGCAAUCAUUUUCAUGCUUUGUCCUCUGCUACCCCUCAUGGUUGGAAGGAGCUUGCUGUAAACAUGAAAAUAAUCUUACCCUCCUGAAAAAUGUCCAUUGCUGUGAUGCCUACAAAAAUGGCUAGGCUACUGGUUUGCUGAGACCAGUGCUUACCACGUGAACCAAUAUUAUUUUUCUGUUCUGCCAUCUUGUAUCUCUCUCUCAUAUUACACUUAAAUUGUAAGCUUUUGUUCUUUUCAUACAGUGCACAGCACAACAUACUCUGACAUUACUGCCAUAUAAGUAGCUGUCAAUGUGCCUAACACUUUCCAUUAUACAUUUUUUUCCCCAAUGGCUUAUAACUUUAUAACCAUUCAGAUUGCAGGUCUCCAUGCUGCAUAUUUUGCUCGUGUGAGAAUUUUCUCAAACUGUUUCACGGAGAUGCUCUAGUGUGUGUUGAAACAAGAAUCAUGUUAUUCUCAGGCAAAUACUCUUUACUGUUCCUGUGAAAAUGCACACAUUUGGCUUCUGAAAAUUCAGCUUGCACAGUCAGUUAAGGGUUGUUAAGAGGCUGGCAGUUUUCAGGAGGCACUGAGCAUGCUUCUUCCCUGGCUGAAGCAGAUGAACAGAACUUACCUUGCAAUCGCUGCUCCUGGUCUCUGGAGUGAAAAGAGAUGGUUUGCUUUUGUGUUCUCCCUCAUUAGUGCUUGGACAAUGAGGAGUGGAGGGUAAAAGGGUUUAUAAUUUAUUCUACCUCAUUCCUUACCAGUGGUGGAUUCACAGAGGCUGACAGCCAAUUUCUCCCCAUUACUGUUAAAAAGAACCUUAAGGCUGAGCUUUCAAGAGCUAGGAAACAUCAAAAUUAGAGUUGUUCCUACAACUACAUUUUGGCCAUUAAGAAAAAGGUCUCUGGUGUGAACCACAAGGGACAAGCUACCUGAUGACUUGUGGGGGUCAACUGGCUUCAUACUGUGGAACAUAUAUUUUCAGUAAACCUAAAAUUAACUGGAAAAAAAACACAUUUAAAGAGCCAGGAUGCACAGCUGAGCUUACAAGAGUUAGGCAGUGACAGAACUGUGGCUGCCUAUGCAACUUUAGUUUGCAGGUAUGAAUUGUGUAACAACUAUUACUUUUGCAGCAUUUUAGUGUCCUUGUUUGACUGCUAACAGUAAAGAACACCUCAGAACUAGGAAUAGUCUCAUUCUAUACUGUGUUCAAGAGACAAUGCUGCAUAUUCUAAUAUGGAUCAUAGCCAAUAGAUUAUCCUUUGGAUUUUGUUAGGCACCUAGUUUAAGAUACAGAUUUCUCCUUCUCAGAUUUGAAAGUAAUUAUUGGACCUGGUAUCACUUUAUUAAAGCAGUAGCAGUAAUGGUGCUAGAGAUCAGUGGGGCAAUAAUGGAGCUAGUAAUUUAUGAAAUGUAAUACCCAUGUCACUCUGAAACAACUGUAACUGAGGAUCAAGCUUUGUCAGUUGUAGGUCACAGGUGAACAAUUAAGAUUAAAAACAAAAC